CGCUCAGUGCUGCCGUCGCGCACGCACGCGCAUGUCGCUCGAACUCGCUCCCGGUGAUGUGAGGUGGCCCCCGCCGCUGCCGCAGCGCCGCGCGAUAUACGCGCUUUUUUCGCGAAGUACGAAGCCAGUAGAAGGCUCGAGAGCCUUCGAGCCGGCAAGACGCCGUCCACCGUGGAUCUAAGGUACGGCGCCAUGGCGGCGACCACGUACAUGCCCGGGGGGGAGCUGGAUAUAGGGAACCUCGGCGGCUACCACGCUGCGUCGCCGAGGAGCGUCGAACCCGCUGACAUGAAGUACCAGCACCACCUGCAGGCCGGCGGGUCGCCGUCCCCCGGAGCCCCGGUGCUCGGCAACCCGUGGGCCUCGCUCCCGCCGGCCGACCCGUGGGCCAUGCACCAGCAUCACGCGCACGCGCACCAGCCCGACGUGAAGCCUCCUCCGGCGCCGCACGAGCACCGCCACCUGCAGCACAGCGCGCACGGCUGGCACGCGCCCGUGGUCAGCCCGCACUACGGCGCCAGCUCGCCCGUGGCGCUGCACAGCGGCUACCCGAUGCCCAUGCACCAGCACCACAUGCUGCGGGACGUGCAGCCCUCGCCGCACCCGCUGCACCACCACCACGCGCUCGAGCGCGACCAGCCCGAGGAGGACACGCCCACGAGUGACGACCUCGAGGCCUUCGCCAAACAGUUCAAGCAGAGGAGAAUCAAGCUCGGUUUCACGCAGGCCGACGUCGGCCUGGCCCUAGGGACUCUGUACGGAAAUGUGUUUUCGCAGACGACUAUUUGCCGAUUCGAGGCGCUGCAGCUUAGUUUCAAAAACAUGUGCAAACUGAAACCUCUCCUUCAGAAGUGGCUCGAGGAAGCCGAUUCGACGACGGGAAGCCCGACCAGUAUCGACAAAAUCGCAGCACAAGGUCGGAAACGAAAGAAGCGCACGUCCAUAGAGGUGUCCGUGAAGGGAGCUCUCGAGCAGCAUUUUCACAAACAGCCGAAACCCUCGGCGCAGGAGAUCACGUCGUUGGCGGACAGCCUGCAGCUGGAGAAGGAGGUAGUGCGCGUAUGGUUCUGCAACCGACGGCAGAAGGAGAAGCGCAUGACGCCGCCCAACACGCUCGGAGGCGAGAUGAUGGAGGGCAUGGGCCACGCGCACUACGGGCACGGCGACGUGCACGGCAGCCCGCUGCAGCACUCGCACUCGCCGCCCGGCCUGUCGCCCCAGCACGCGCUGCAGCAGGGCGCGCACACGCUGGCCGCGCACUAACAGUUCGCCCCGUGGGCGCCGCCGCGGCCCUACUAUGCGGAGCCGCACUAGCCGCACUGCGCCCGCCCGCGGGAUCCUCUGGCCCCGUCCUACGGACCUCCCGUUUAAGUUUAGGUUGUUCUUUAUAAUUUCGUCGCGCGACCGCCAGGUCACAGUGAAGUCAUUUAAUUAUGUGAGUAAUAUUAAGAUCGAAGCCAGUAAUCGUUUGUAACUGUCGAGGCGCCGAGGUUCAAAGUGAUCGCCGACACUGUUUAGCUAGAUAGUCUAAUUGAUAAAUAAGAGCUUAUCUCGGAGGAAGAGCCCGGCGCGGGUGGCGCUCGUACCCUCGCCGGCGGCCGCGGCGAGGCCCCGCACCCUCGAGCGUCGACCGGUGAGUACGGUGACACUACACACACCAGCAUUUCUAGUUUUGUUCAGUGGCAUUAGUUCCCCUGCGGUCCCGCGGCCCUGCCGGCGAGGAGUGCGGAGCGCCAUUCAUUUUUGUAAAGGACGAUUUCAUCGAAUUUAUUUAUAGAUAUUAUAAAUUAACGACGUUCAUACAUGCCUACCUGUCAGUAGGGAGUCAUUGUGGUGUGGAUUAAAUUUAAAUUGUUGCUAUCACUGUACAUUUAUGAUUAGUGCUGAAGAAGACGACGAGGAGAGUAAAAAAUAUGAAUCGGGUCGAAGCUUUGUUUUGUCAGGGAAUACGAGUGAGUCAAUAGGUGCAAUUUACUUUUAUUUUAAGUGAUUCAAUAAACCAAUCGAGCGCUAGAGCAGAAGCGAGGCGUGAUCUGACUCGACAUUUACUCGAGUUGUUCCAGACUCACCAUAUUAGAAAUAAGACAAACACUACGAAAUACAUAGGUGUAAGAGAGACUAGCAACAUAGUUAUGUGACAAGUGCAGUUUUGUUCAAGCUUUUAAAAAGCAACAUGUCAUAUGUAUCAUUGAACUUGUUUGGCAAAUGGAUGGUUUGGAACAACAACGGUAGCUUAGGGUGGCGUCGUCGGCUCAGAAGCGGCGAGCGGCGGCGGCGCAGUUGGCGUCGACCGCCCCGCGCCACUCCCGUCUAGGUCCGCGCAUAAUUUAUUGAAAAUAUUAUUAAAAAUCAAUGCAGACACGAUGCCAAAAUGGUUUUAUUCCUGUUUUUUACUUGUUUUGUUGUUUUUUCGUUUGUAUGUAUUUGUGGCCAACCUUGGUACUUAAUACUUGUAAAAAUAGGUAUUUUUUCUAUAUAAAAUAAUGUACCUACGACGUAUAUGAUGAUAUAUAUUAAAAAAGUUCUUUAUAGAAAUUGAAUUAUGGAAAUGCCUUUUAUUGAAUUGUCCUAGCCGCUGCAACAACGAAAUGCCUAAUUUUAUUCUAAAUAUUAUAAAUUAACGAUUCUUAUUUCAUCCAAAAGUUACUUGGAAUGGGUACUAUGGAUUAUAUAGAGCAUUUACUUAGUUCGUUGUUAUUUAAAUACCAUUUAAACUUAAU
Molecule: messenger RNA, 2720 nt
Organism: Hyposmocoma kahamanoa
Lineage: Eukaryota; Metazoa; Arthropoda; Insecta; Lepidoptera; Cosmopterigidae
Gene: vvl
Product: silk gland factor 3
Exons: 2
Coding region: 193-1263 (356 amino acids)
Biological process (GO): regulation of transcription by RNA polymerase II; brain development
Cellular component (GO): nucleus
Molecular function (GO): RNA polymerase II cis-regulatory region sequence-specific DNA binding; DNA-binding transcription factor activity, RNA polymerase II-specific
Source: RefSeq, a predicted model, not a curated record